Molecule: messenger RNA, 2382 nt
Organism: Penicillium canariense
Lineage: Eukaryota; Fungi; Ascomycota; Eurotiomycetes; Eurotiales; Aspergillaceae
Gene: vtc4
Product: putative vacuolar transporter chaperone (Vtc4)
Exons: 3
Coding region: 1-2382 (793 amino acids)
Biological process (GO): vacuole fusion, non-autophagic; vacuolar transport; microautophagy
Cellular component (GO): fungal-type vacuole membrane; vacuolar transporter chaperone complex
Source: RefSeq, a predicted model, not a curated record
AUGAUCAAGGAGUACCACCCCUACUACAUUGCCUACGACGAGCUCAAGAAGGCCCUCAAGACCGACUUUGUGACCCAACCUACCCCCGACAACGCCAAACCCGCCCGCAAGGAAUGGACCGAGGAUGACGAGACCAAUUUUGUCUCCCUUCUCGAGUCUGAACUGGAGAAGGUUUUCCUCUUCCAGAAGCGCAAGUCGGAGGAGAUCGUCGAGCGCAUCAAGGAGAGCGAGCUCGAGGUGAAUGACGUCGUCUCCCGCCUUGAAGACAAUUCCGGUGCUCGCCGCCAAAGCACCCGUCCAUCCAGACCGCCGCCCACCGACGAAGACUUCCUCCUGCUCGAGCAGGUACUCUCCGAUAUCAUCGCUGAUGUCCACGACCUGGCUAAGUUCACUCAAUUGAACUACACUGGCUUCCAGAAGAUCAUCAAGAAGCACGACAAACAAACCAACUGGUAUCUGAAGCCCGUGUUUGCGGCCCGCCUCAAUGCCAAGCCCUUCUUCAAGGACAACUACGAUGCCUUCGUGAUCAAACUGUCCAAGCUCUAUGACCUCGUCCGCACCAAAGGUAACCCGGUCAAGGGUGACUCCUCCGCCGGUGGGACCCAGCAGAACUUUGUUCGCCAGACGACAAAGUACUGGGUGCAUCGCGACAACAUCACCGAACUGAAGCUGGUCAUUCUCAAGCAUCUGCCCGUGUUGGUCUUCAACGCCAGCAAGGAGUUCGAAGAAAAGGACACCGCCAUCUCUUCCAUCUACUUCGACAACACCAAUACCUGGGAGCUGUACGAAGGCCGUCUGAAGAAGACCGAAGGUGCAGAGGCUAUCCGUCUCCGCUGGUACGGUGGCAUGGAGAGUGACCAGAUUUUCAUUGAGCGCAAGACUCACCGCGAAGAUUGGACAGGCGAGAAGUCCGUCAAGGCCCGCUUUGUCUUGAAGGAGAAGAAUGUCAACGCCUUCCUGGACGGCCGCAUGACAGUCGAGCAGGUUUUCGACAAGAUGCGCAAGGAAGGCAAGAAGAGCCCCGCCGAGAUCAAUGACCUUGAGCAGCUCGCUCGCGAGAUCCAGUACCGCGUCAUCACCCGCCGCCUCGUCCCCGUCACACGCACCUUCUACCACCGUACCGCCUUCCAGCUCCCCGGCGACGCGCGCGUGCGCAUCUCGCUCGACACCGAGCUCACCAUGAUCCGUGAGGACAACCUGGACGGCCGCCGGCGCGCUGGCUCCAACUGGCGCCGCAUGGACAUCGGCGUCGACUUCCCGUUCUCGCAGUUGCCACCCGAGGACAUUGACCGGUUCCCCUAUGCCGUGCUGGAGGUCAAGCUGCAAACGCAAGCCGGCCAGGAGCCGCCGCAGUGGAUCCGGGACCUCACCGCUAGCCAUCUCGUGGAGGCGGUCCCCAAGUUCAGCAAGUUCAUCCACGGCACAGCGACGCUGUUCCCGACCCGCAUCCACCUCCUGCCCUUCUGGUACCCGCAGAUGGACGUGGACAUCCGCAAGCCGGCCACCCGCCACUACGGUAUCCACCGCCCGUUGGCAAGCACGUCGAUGUCCGCGAACGAUGACGACUCCGACGAUGACGAGACCCCGAGCCCCGAGCUUGGCACGCUGAACGGGGUGUCCCGCGAGGGCUCCGAGGACCGGUACCUCUUUACCGAGACCAACGGCAACGAGCUCGAUAUCGAGGAGCGCAUCGCUGCGCGCCCGCUGCCUGGAGAUGAGGAUUACCCGCUGUACGAUUCUGACGAUGACGAUGAGACCAUCAAUUCCGAUGAGCUGGAGGAGGCCCGCCGGGUUGGCGGUAUGUAUUAUGCGGAACAAUUGGCCAAGUAUUAUCUUUCCAGGGCCGGGCAUGCGGUUGCGCAGGGGUUGUGGGCGAUUAUGCCUAGGCCACGGCCGACGUCGAUGCCGCCUCAGGAGGCGCGUGGUAUUCAGGUGAUGGGCACGCAGCGCAAGCUCCAGCGUUUCCAGGCGCCGCCUGGCAAGAAAAUCUUUGUCCCCGUCCGCGUCGAACCCAAAGUCUACUUCGCCGCCGAGCGUACUUUCCUCUCCUGGCUUGAAUUCUCCAUCAUCCUGGGUGGCAUCGCCGCAACCCUUCUCAACUUCGGUGUGGACUUUAUCUCGCUUGCGUCCGCGUGGGCCUUUACCAUCCUCGCCGCCGGGGCUUUGGUCUACUCGCUCCUGCUGUAUAUCUGGCGCGUGGACAAGAUUCGCAAGCGCCGCGAUGUCAAGCGAGUCUACUAUGAAAAGUGGGGACCUACUGUGGUCAGUGUCGGCCUUGUGGUGGUUGUGCUGGUCAAUUUUGGCCUCCGCGUCAAGGCCGGUGGCUUUAUGGCGGGAGAGCUGCCGUUGGACGGGCGGCCGAGGCAUGGAGAUGAGCUUUGA